Messenger RNA from Drosophila subpulchrella, 2057 nucleotides. RefSeq names its product trichohyalin. NCBI's taxonomy places the organism in Eukaryota, Metazoa, Arthropoda, Insecta, Diptera, Drosophilidae. The transcript has 2 exons. The record is from RefSeq and is a predicted model, not a curated record. Bases 196 to 1941 code for a protein of 581 amino acids.
GAUAAACAAACGAAACAAGCAAACAAAACAACAGCCUUCGAGCAAUAAAACACAAACAGACGAAGACGAUAGAACAACAGAACUCGGAUACGUACAAUUGUAGAAAAGGGAAAAUUUUUGCUAUUGCAAUUUUUCCCCCCUCUAUCCACACUAUCUUACACGACAAGAAUAUAUAUAUAUAUAUAUUUCGCCAAGAUGCCGAUGGUGAUGCCAUGUCGUUCGCGAGCCGCUAUGAAACUUCAUGCGGAUUGUUAUGAUCGACUAAAGAAACCGAUUUAUUUGGAGGCACCAAAGUUGACGGCCAUCGAGGAGGAGCGAAAAUGUGGCGUACGCAAGGAUAAGCCCGUGAAUCCCAAAGGUCAAAGGCGACCCUUGCCGCCGGGCACCAAAGAACCAACUCCUCUUCCCAUCCCAGGACAAAAGGUCAUGCGUUCGCCGGUGGGUGGUGGAAAGGCGCCACCACGUAAUCGCAAAUACGAUGGAGCCAAGGCCACAUUCUUUCACAUCAAGGGUCAAUCGUGGGAGUCCAAGGGUUAUGCGGAACUCUCGCCGGGAGAAUUGGAUCGCAUGAGGGCCGCGAGACCGAAAACCACCGAUGAACGACGAGCCGAACAGGAUCGCCGAAUGGAGGAGCAGCAAUAUCACACGGCCGAAGCGGAACGUAUGCGGAAUUACUUCCAUGACAUCGAUGAGCAGCGGAGGGAAAAGGAACGGGAGACGGAGAAAAGGAACGAUGACGAGGCCGAUGAGGAUGUGAAUGAAGAGCGGAGAGUCGAGGCCAAAAGGCUGCAGGUCCUUCAUCGCGCCCUGGAUGCCAAAUACGAGUCCGACGUGCGGGUGAAAGAUGCCACUCGUGCGAUUUCCGAGGCCAAAUGCAGUGCCAUGUGGACGGCUCAGAUUCAAGAGAGAAAGCUCCUCAAUCGCAUCCAACUCGAUCACGAUGAGGAGAUGGCUCGCAAGAAUCGCGAUUACAACAAUGCCAAAUGGGGCACCGUGGAGCAACAGGAUCAGGCCGAAGAGGAACGCCGUCGGCAGUUCGGAAACGCUGUUCGCGAACAAAUCAGCGAUCGUGAGAAGUUAAGAUUCCUUGCCCAGGAUCGCCUGCGGAUGGAGGCUCGAGAUUUGCGAGCCGCAGUGGAUGAGUAUAGAAGAGCCGAAAUAGCCGAGGGAGAAUCACGAUCCCACCGCAAAUUGGCCUACAGAGAUGAAUUGAAUAAAUACACCAAAUUGCAUCGUAAUUUCGUGCGUAUGAUGUGCGAGCAGGAUCAACGGGAUGAGAAUAGAGCCUACGAGUAUCUGAAACUUAAGGAAAAGCAAUUGAGACAACAGAGGGCGGAACGCGAGGCCAUCGAGGCGGAUGUGAAGCGGAAACGGGAUGUCCUCUUUGCAGUGGGUCAAAAGAUACUGGAUGCCAAGGAUAAUCGCGAAGAGAUGCAUUUCCUGGCCGAACACGAACGUCUGGAGAGAAAAUAUCGGGAAAACGAAAGGAUUGCCGCCGAGAAGGAGAGGAAAAUGGCUGCAGAUCUUAAGCGUGCUAAUAUGGAACAAAUGGAGCAUCUUAGCCAAAUGAAGGCCUGCUAUUAUGUGCAACGUGAAAGGGAACUCAAGGAGAUGAUACAAUAUCGUGAGAAAUUGGAGGAGCAAAUGAAACGGGAGGCCAAUGAACAGGCCAUCAAGAAAGCCUGUCUUCGCACCAGCGUAUCCUGUCAAAUUGAGGAGCGUGAGAAGGCCCGUCGCCGCGAAUUGGAGAAUGAACAUUUGGCCUUCGAAAGGGAGAGGGCAGCUGAGGCCCAGCGGCAAAAGGAAAUCGAUACGGUGAUCACAGUCAAACUAGAUGAUCUACAAAAACGCGGUUGUCUGCCCAAUUUGGCUGUUCGAUCGCUAAAGGGUCGCGUGGAAAAUGCAGGAAACAAAAAGAAGCUCGGCUCUGAAUUUAGUUAGAUUUUUGGUUUUUCAUUUCAAUCCCAAAACACAAACACUCAAAUUGACAAUGGCAUAGAUGAUGGCUUUUCCAGCUUGGCGGAAUUAAAACUUGCAGCAUACGUAUAUCGUAUAUA